Molecule: messenger RNA, 3352 nt
Organism: Labeo rohita (rohu)
Lineage: Eukaryota; Metazoa; Chordata; Actinopteri; Cypriniformes; Cyprinidae
Gene: prune2
Product: prune homolog 2 with BCH domain
Exons: 11
Coding region: 279-1244 (321 amino acids)
Biological process (GO): apoptotic process
Cellular component (GO): cytoplasm
Source: RefSeq, a predicted model, not a curated record
AUGCAUACAUUCACACAUGAAUUCACACUCCUAAAUUCCAAAUAGGGAUGUUAAAGAAAUGGUCUGGAUAGAUUUUUAGAGCAGAUAAGAUUAUACAGACUACAUUUUUUUUUUGCUGACAGUUAGUUUGUUGCGUACUGCAGCUGCAGCAAAUGCAAGACUGAUAUUACAACAUACUGAAGGCUGCAAAAUAUCCGGAUUCACAGUGUUAAGUACAACUACUCUGCUUGAAACUCAUUUGAAACAGCUUUUUUCUUUCCCUUUCUGGCGAUGUGGGGAUGGACCAGACUCAUGAACGCAAGAUGAGUUUUGAGGGGGCAGAGGGUAGACCAGCUCCACCCACAUCCCUGCCCCUGCAGGGCCAAGGGGGCGGAGCCUCUCAGAGGAAGAAGCUGUCGGCUCCUCGUAUAAGUCUAUCAUUGGACCAAAGUGAGGAUGACCUGUUCGACACACCAGAUGACCUCGACAUUAAUGUGGAUGAUCUGGACACACCUGAUGAAGCAGAUUAUACCGACCAUGAAAUAGACUGGGAAGAGCCUCAAGCAUCCCAGAGAGAUUCUGUAAAAGAAACAGUUGAACCCAUUCCCACAUACAGUGCUCAGGAGGAGCGGCAGGAUUCCAAACUCUGGAGAACCGUCAUCAUUGGAGAGCAAGAGCACCGCAUCAACAUGAAGAGCAUUGAACCAUACCAAAAAGUCGUAUCCCAUGGAGGCUACUAUGGCAAUGGUGCAAAUGCCAUCAUUGUGUUUGCUGCAUGUUUCCUCCCUGACAGUGACAGGGAGGACUAUCACGAGAUCAUGGAAAACCUCUUCCUGUAUGUUAUCAGUACACUAGAGCUCAUGGUAGCAGAGGACUACAUGAUUGUGUAUCUUAAUGGAGCAACUCCACACCGGAGGAUGCCUGGCCUCAACUGGCUCAAGAGAUGCUACCAGAUGAUUGAUAGGAGGCUCAGAAAGAAUUUAAAAUCUUUCAUCAUUGUUCACCCAUCAUGGUUCAUUAGAACAAUUCUAGCCAUCACAAAACCAUUUAUCAGCUCAAAGUUCAGCAGUAAGAUCAAGUAUGUGAACAGCUUAGCAGAACUGGAGGAGCUCAUUCCAAUGGAGUACAUCCACAUACCUGAGUGCAUCAUCAGACUGGAUGAGGAAUUACGGGAAACAGCAGAGAGCUCUAAAAUCAACAGCUUUCUCCAAGGAAGUGAGAUUCCACAAGAAUCAAUAGCUCAACCCAAUGCAAGCAGUUCAUAAGAGCCGUUGGCUGUGGGUGCAAGUAUGUCUGUAAAGGUUCUGAGUAUUUCAAAUUGUAAUGAUUGCACACUGAUGUGGAUGCAAUAAUCACAUAAAAUAAGAGAAAAGGGUAUUUUUGUGCUUUGGUAUCUCACAGUGCUGGGAUGAACAGUGCAGCACCACAUGUUGUUUAACACAAAUCACCUCAAACGUAAUAAUUCUUCUCACAGAACAGUAGCUUAAACCAGCGCAAUGCUUGAAUCAUUCUUCGUCUCUUAUCGUCUUGCAGAAGUUUCUCUUGUUACUUGAAUUAUGCAUGAGAGGCAUUUUAGCAAUAAUAUCAAGUUAUACUUUUCCCCUUUAGGCUCAUAAUUUUUACCGUCAGGUAUUUUUUCUAAUUGGAGCAUGUACAAAGGGCAAAAUCUUGUCACUUUAACUGCUCUGUAUUAAUAUUAGUGCAUGCAAGGUUAUUCUCAACACAAAGACAAUGCGUAACACCCUGUUAGCACUAAUGCUAAACUGUCUACCCUGUCAAGCUAAAUUGAUGACUUGGGGAAACAGAAAAUAGAGCACUAGUUAAUUAUUGCCAUUGUCAGAAACAAUAUGAGUCAGGUUUAAAUUUAAACAACACCUCAUAUCACUUUACAUGUAUCAGUUCAAAAUCAGCAGGGAUGAAAUCAUUUGUAGUUCUUAAAUGUCAAGUGUGUUAUGCUAAAAUGCUUUCUCUAUUACUUUGAGCUUAGGUUGACUUCCUGAACAAUGUAGACUUUUAUGGCUCUUUCAAAACAGUGUUUCGUACAUCUCUGGCUCAGCCAAUCCCUUUCGAACAUUAGUGGAUAUUGCCACAACAGGCGGCUUGAGAACAUUUGUGAAACCCAGUGCUAGAGUGCAACAGUGCCUGCUCAAUUUUUCAGCCUUCUUGGUUAUGGAAGUAAUUUAUCCACUCAUAUUUCAAGUCUUUGUUAAAGAUAUUAGACAUGAACCAAAUCAACAAGCUUUAACCAACUAAGGGUAAUUACGACAUUUACAAACUUACAUACAUAUACAUAUUUUCAUCAGGAACUCCACUGUUAAACAUGACAAAAAAUAAUGUGAAAAGUCAAAAUAAUGGAAGCUUAUGGCUUCUACAAAAGCAUAUACUGCAUUGAUCAACAACCUUGUAGCUCGCAGUUGGUCUGUCUUUAAUGGUUUACAUGUCUUUAUGGUAUUUUAGAAGAUAUUACAACUCUUUAAUGGGGAAAAUUAAUGUGAUUUUUAUUCUGAAAAUAUUGUAAUCACUCUCUCUAAAUGUUAAUCAACAGUCUUGAAUCAUACCUCAAAUCCUGUAGCUUUUUGUGAAAAGGUGUGCUAUUUUCCAAGCGAGCACUCAUGUCAAAAAAUGGGUAUUUUAUGUACUGACUUGAGCUAGAAAAAAACAAGCAACCAGUGAGGUUUGGAUAGGAAAGCACUGCACAUUUUUCUGAAAUGUAAAUGUAAUCAAUUUAUUUUUCCAAUUCUGUUUGGAGUUGACACACUUCACCUUUAAGAAUCAAGCCAUAGUGAUGCAUUAGAUGUUCUUGUGCUCACAGCACUAAAAUCAGUCCUAGAUGUUUCAGAACUUUGAUGUCUCUUUGAGUGUUUACCAUGUAUAAAUAGGUAAAAAAACAAAAAACAAAGCAAAAAUAGUUGCCACAAUCAAAGAUCUGUCAAAUCCUAAGAGCAUGCUGUUUCAGAGGUUUUCACGUUCAUUGUGACUGCUCUGUCUACUUUUAAACUCCUCUUGUGUCAGUGUGUGAGGGUGUGCAUGGGUAUGUGGGAGUGUGAUUGUUUAUGUGUUACAUGCUGUUAGGUCUGCCAAGUUCUUCCUGCUAGGUUUGGGAACUAAAAUAAAGGGACUUAAAAGAUUGCUGUAAAGCACAAUAUUCAAAUUAAGCAUGCAAGUGUGUGUGAGAGAACAUCUGAGAGACAUUAUGUGUGACUGUAUCACUGCAUGUGUACCUGGUUGUUGAUAUAUGAUCCUUUUAGACUGAAAUUCUAUUGAACAAUAUGAAUAGAUGAACUUUGAUCCAGAGGCCUUCUCCAGCAGAGCAUAUUGAGAUUGAGAUGUAUGUCAUAUUGCAGAGUAAAUCAAUAAAAUGAAAUAUAUCUGA